Armigeres subalbatus is the source of this 1720-nucleotide messenger RNA. RefSeq names its product tetraspanin-9. Gene Ontology annotation, cellular component: plasma membrane. The record is from RefSeq and is a predicted model, not a curated record. The coding region runs from base 276 to 1133 and encodes 285 amino acids. Lineage: Eukaryota; Metazoa; Arthropoda; Insecta; Diptera; Culicidae. The transcript is spliced from 8 exons.
UCCCUUUUGACCGCGGUCAGGUUCGGUUGACUAGUUGAACGCAGAGGUUGAGGUUGAUUAGCGCUGGGGUCGGUCGAGUGCGUCCGGUACAGGGCAGGAAGCCAUACCUAGUUGUGAUCCACUUUGAUCUGCCAGUAGCCGGAAUUGAUCUGUGAUUUCAGCGAUCGACCGGACCUGAGGAAACCGGACGCAAGGAGGACGGAAAGUUUGGUGCUUUGGCGCUGAUCAUCGAUUCGAGGCCAAAUUGAACGCCGAGCAAGACCCUCCCCAGUACCAUGGGUAGUUCAGGCUACACGUGCAUACGACGGACGUUCUGUUCGUUCAACGUUCUGAUAUGGCUUUGUGGAAGCUGCUUUCUAGCCGUCGGAGUGUGGCUGCGGUUUGCUGCGCCUGGUUAUGCCACCUUACUGCCGGAUCACGCUGCCCUCAGUGCAGAUUGCCUGUUCAUGACCAUCGGCGUGAUUAGUUUCGUUAUUGCGUUUUUCGGCUGCUGCGGUUCGUGGUUCCAGUCGCGAUGUUUCCUGAUAAUUUAUUUUACUCUUGUGGUUCUGCUGUUCCUGAGCGAGUUCCUGCUGGGAUCGCUGGCGUUUGUAUUCCGUGGCGGAAUUGGACGGAUGAUGGUUCACGAGCUGAAGUACGGCAUCGAAAAGCAUUAUAACGUAUCGGAUAGGGGAGGCAUUUUCGCUCCUUCGGUGGCGUCCAUCUGGGACAAGGUGCAAGUUGAGCUGCAAUGCUGUGGAGUUAGUACGUACGAAGAUUGGUACGAUAUCAGCGCCUGGCCUGGCGAACGGUGGGUUCCAAGAUCUUGUUGCCGACCGCGGUAUAAUUCGCUGAUGCUAGAAGGGUCAGGGGAUGAUUUGCAUGGCGUUGAUUGCAGGAAAGCUGGCGAUCCAUCUCUGCUGUGGGAUAAGAGCUGUGGUCAAAUUUUGCAAAUGUGGUUCGUUCAACGGCUUCAUGUUGUUGGAACGGUUGGACUAGUCAUAGCAUUUUUACAGCUAUUUGGUCUCAUUUCGUCGAUGCUCCUCUUCUGUACGGUGAAGCACAAACGAUCAUCGAAAACGUACAAAUCCUACUCGCCCACAGUGGACACGACCCUGAAUCGGAACAGCACCGGGACCUACCUGGACGAUUGAUAUUGGUUAUAGUCUCGAUUACGACGUGUAUCGAGAUCACCCAUUUGGCGUAAGCUGCCCAGUUUUCCGGAGCCUAGCACCAAAAUCGCAUAGAUCACGAACACAACGAAGAUGAGCAGUCGAUGAAUAUACUCGUAUUUGUUACAAAAUAUUGCUAUAUUUACACAUUAUUGUAGGUUACGCUCGAAAUGCUGAGAAGCCGAAAUCGAAUCCUUAGAUUAAGGAGAUGCUGUGCCAAAAAUCAUGAAGAUAAUUGUUUGUAAUUUUUAAAAACCUCGAAAAUAAGUUAGUAUUGUUAAUUUAUGCAACGGUAGGUCAGCUUUAGAAAGUUAAGGACGCAAACAAUAGACCGACAAAUUGGUAAAAUGAAUAUAAAAUGUAUUUACAAAACAACCCAAUGAUCGGGAAUCUCUAAACUAGCCUUCGGUAGUUUUCGCUUAGUCCUAUGAUACAUUCUAUUUUAUUAGGAUUAUUUAUAAAUAGAAUCCGACUAGCCAAGUCGAAGCAGACAUUCCAAAGUAGCAGAACUUGUAUUUACAAUGGUAAUCCUCAGAGAGAUAAGUCAAAUAAAUGAACCUCAUACUCGA